This is a messenger RNA of Thunnus maccoyii (southern bluefin tuna), 1522 nucleotides long. It is a transcript of the gene mettl18, whose product is annotated as methyltransferase like 18. Gene Ontology annotation, molecular function: protein-L-histidine N-tele-methyltransferase activity. The transcript is spliced from 2 exons. The record is from RefSeq and is a predicted model, not a curated record. Gene Ontology annotation, biological process: peptidyl-histidine methylation, to form tele-methylhistidine. The coding region runs from base 277 to 1335 and encodes 352 amino acids. Lineage: Eukaryota; Metazoa; Chordata; Actinopteri; Scombriformes; Scombridae.
CACGGAUGGUUUCCUACAAAUAUCUACAUGUAUGAGCCUAAAUCUUGAAAACAUGUAUCUCUAAACCCACACUUAUUUGAAUAGACUGUUAAUUGGCAGUUAGUUUAUUUAUUAAAAGAUAGGUAAUAAGCUGGGAAUCGGUUGCUUCGCUUCAAUGAACUCUGGGAUUUGCAGUUUGCCUCACACGAGUUUGCUCGCCAUGUGGAGCCUGUUUUAAGCUUAACAGAUACCAACUUUCCAACCCCGAGCUAACUUUGUGUGGUGUUGACGUCCAUCAUGUCAUUUUGUUUUAACUUCGACGUGCACGCAGAAACAACAAAUCCAGGCGACUUGGAUGGAAAUGAAUUGCGAAAGGGAAAAAACGACCACACUGAUAAAUCUACGGAAGACAAUACCAAACCAGCAGAGCCAGUAAAAGAGGCCAAAGAGCACCAUCCACCACCUGACCCACAUCUCAUCCUUGCGGAUGUCGUCUGUGAAACAGUCACCAUUGGAAUUCUCCCUCCUCUCCACUUCCUCAAUGAGACAAUUUUUGAGAAGACUGUGUCAGAGAGAGAGGAUGAGGAGAAAAUUCUUUCCCGCACUACGGAGCAGAGGUCUGAUCUCAUCUCUGGCUUGUACGAGGGAGGGCUGAAGGUGUGGGAGUGCACUUACGACCUUCUGGAGCUGAUUGAGAAAGACGGAGAGACCUUUGGGGGGAAGGCGGUUUUGGAUUUGGGCUGCGGUGCGGGGCUGCUGGGGAUAUUGGCUCUGAAGAGAGGAGCCAGGCAGGUCCACUUCCAAGACUAUAACAGUACAGUUAUUGAACAGCUCACAGUGCCAAAUGUAAUACUAAACUGCCAAGAGGAUGAUGUUGACAGCGAAGAUGACAUAGAAGGGAGGGGAAAAGGAAAAAUCCAGGAGGUGGAUUCUUGUAAAACAAAGGCGAAAGAAGAACUAAAAGAAGGCAACCCACCUCCUAAGAAAAGAGCUGUUGACCCAUCCCUGCAUCCACUACUAGCCAGGUGCCAUUUCUUCUCUGGUGACUGGAGCACAUUUCUUACUCUGGUUCUAAAGAAAGACCCGCCACCAAAAUACGACAUCAUCUUCACGUCAGAGACUAUCUACAACACCGCAUACUACCCUGCUCUACAUGAGGCCCUUCGCAAACUGCUGGCAGCAGACGGACUGGUCUACCUCGCCACCAAAUCCCACUACUUUGGUGUAGGUGGUGGGCUGCACCUGUUUGAGACGUUUGUGGAGGAGAGGGGUAUUUUCUCCAUGGAUCACCUGUGGGAUAGUGAAGAAGGACUUCAGAGACAUGUAGUAGUCCUACGUUUUAAAAAGGACACUUAAGUUGUGGGUUGAAUAUGCAGCUUUAUUCAGAGACUCUGUGUUCUGUUAAAUGGGAAUUAGGAUUACUACACAGUUGAAUUGAUAUAAAGAAUGUAAGGAUUGUCUUUUAGUCCUCUACAUGGAGUCUGUACAUGAGUGUAACAGUGAUAAAACAAGAAAAAGCUGUAAUAAAAUAUGCUGUCUCGUC